Messenger RNA from Oryzias latipes (Japanese medaka), 2509 nucleotides. RefSeq names its product chordin-like 2 (gene chrdl2). Gene Ontology annotation, biological process: cell differentiation; negative regulation of BMP signaling pathway. Lineage: Eukaryota; Metazoa; Chordata; Actinopteri; Beloniformes; Adrianichthyidae. The record is from RefSeq and is a predicted model, not a curated record. Gene Ontology annotation, molecular function: BMP binding.
CUCUUACUUUUCACCCUCCUGUAGUUUCUGUGCAGCAGAAGCUCAUAUUUAUCGCGCGCGGCGGACUUCCUCACUCGCACGUAACAACAUGAAGUCCACGUUUUUGGUCCUUUUCAUCAUCUGGUCCGCAGCUGGAGAGCUAAGACCGCGAAAAGCAGGUUCUGGAGUUGUUUGUACUUUCAAAGACAAGACGUACAGCUAUGGAGACAGCUGGCAUCCCAACCUGGAGCCUUUUGGUUUCAUGUUCUGCGUGCGCUGCGUCUGCGCAGAGACAGGUCAUGUGAAGUGCAGCACGCUCAAGUGUCCAGCCCUGUCGUGUGAACACCCGGUGACUGAGCCUCAGCGCUGCUGUCCCAGAUGCACAGACGAGCCGCGAGUCCCCGCAGGCCUGAGGGCAUCGGUGAAAUCCUGCAGGUACAACGGGAGCAUUUACCAAUCAGGAGAGACUUUCUCCAAACAUGAUCUCUUCCCAUCCAGGCAAAGCAAUCAGUGCGUAAUGUGCACAUGCUCUAACGGAAAUAUCUUCUGUGCUUUGAAAACUUGCCAACCUGUCACCUGUUCCUCCCCUGUUUCAUUGACAGACACCUGCUGCUUGGUAUGCAAAGAUCAUGGCGCUGGCGGCUCAUCAUCAACAGAGGAUGGAAGCCUACAGCUGAACAGAGGCGUUAGGCAUUCGGUCGACCAGUGUCCUGGAGAGCAAAGCCGACUGCGUCUCGAUCGAGCCCCGGCACCCAGGGUCAAGACCCCUCCCAGGGGCCUGAGCCUCAGUAAACUUAACCUGAAAGGAGCUUCCGAGACCACUGUGAAAAUUUUGAUGCAACGGAAACACCAAAAAGUGUGUUUAUACAAUGGCAAGACGUACUCACAUGGAGACAUGUGGCAUCCAGUUUUGGGGAAGGUUCUGGAAUGCAUCCUGUGUACUUGCAUUGAUGGUCUCCAGGACUGUAAGCGCAUCACGUGUCCCAGUCAGUACCCAUGCCGGCAUCCCAUCAAAUCUGCAGGAAAAUGCUGCAAGACAUGUCCAGAGAGUAAAACUGAAAGUAACCAGACGCAGUGCCACGUUGGGUAUAAAACCAAGCUCCUGGUGUAUAGAGUAGAAUCAUCUCCGAAAGCUGAUUCACAUAACACAGUUAGGAUCAUCGCUGUGGAAAGGCAAAGCACUGCUGAGGUUGAAGUGCAGGUCUGGAACACUGUAGAAGGAAUUUUGCAAAUGAUGGAGAUUGGGGAUGUUCAACGUAAAGAUAUCACGGACCAUCCAGAAAAUUACACACUGCUUACAAUGCUUGAUGAAGAGAUGUGGAAAAAGUUUAAGGAUGUGGGGGAAAAUCUGAGCAAGGCUCCGCAGACCACCAUUUGUGAAGAUGGCAUCCGGGAAAUAUUGACUUUCCUAAAUCCCAAGCAAACUGAGGGCCUGUGUUCCCCUUAAAGUUGCUGCUCAGAAAUUUUGCCGCUAAGAUAAUGUACUUAAUCAACUUAUUCAAGCUUUCCUCUGUGUAUAUGGAACAGGAACUCAUCUGUCAUCCUUGUGCCUUUCAGCCCUGUAACAUAGGCAUAAAAGCAUUGAUCAUUUUGCAAUUUUAUCAUUCUUACCAUGAGGCGUUUUUUGCAUUCAGCAUGCAAACAACGAACCGUAAAUGUAUUCCUGUCUUCCUCCCAACAUGUUGUAUUCAUUUGCAUCACUUUAUGUCAAAGGUAAAAUCCAUAACACUAAACAAAAUAUGAGAGGUUAUGGUUUUUAAUAGUCAUGGAAAAAUGUGAGUUUUUUAUCUCUAUAAUGUGUUUUCUCAUUUGGAGUUUUAUUUGUAAAUUAAUAGCAUAAUGAGUGACCAUUUUUUUGGUUGUUGACUGCACUUGUAAGGGUUGAAGUUGUUCAUGUGAUGGAUUGGCCCGGAAACUGACAAAUAAUUAAGACUGAGGAGUAAAGGGUCGCUAUAUGAAGACUGCAUGUGAAAAGCAGGCUAUAAUGUUUUUGACAGAUGUGAUGUAAAUAUAUGUUGAGGUUUUGUUACCUUAUUUAAAGCAUUCUGGUUUCAUUUAUGUGAAUGUAAGCUAUUUUUAAUGAAGACGCCUGUAAGAUUAAGGGUAAAGAUUGACAUGUUUUUAUUAGACAACAGCUUGUAACCCUUGUGCUAUCCUAGGCACUUUAACAUUGGGAGUUGGGUCAUCUAGACCCACUAGACAGUGCGGUGAACCUUUUUUCUUCAAUGAAUUGUGAUCUUCACUGGUGUCCAUGGAUUACAUGAAAUCCUCUUCACCUUUGUCCACCUGUGUCAUGGUAGAGAGAACACGUCAAUGUGAGGGUGGGGUCAUCUAAGAUAGCACAAGGGGUAUUGGAAUUACAUAUAAUACAACAUGUUUUAUCCUGUUGCAAAGAUUUUUUUAUUUUAUUUUCAUGGUCUGACAACACAAAACAUCAGGAGCAGUUUUAUUUUGCAAAGCUGAGUUUGUUUGCGUUCACAGCUUUAAAGAAAAAUGAAAAAUGUAAAAUAAAAACAAAAUUUUCUCACUA